AUGUGGCACCGCUGUUCCCACAAAUCCUAUAAAGAGAUCAAAGAGGUUGAGUUGAUGAGAGAUGCACAGAACCUGACAGAUGAAUGUUCCUUUGAUGCAGCUGUUGUGACAAGGGAGAACUGGUGCCUACAAACUAAGACCCCAUUGCUCAGCAUUGCCAUGGCAACACGACUGCUGCUGCUCUGGACCUGGCUGGCGCUUCUCUGUGGCUUGUGUGCGGCCAGUUCACGAGGCAAAGAAUUUGUCACAGCCUUCUUGGACAACAGCUGGCCAAGCCAACCCAACCCUAAAUUUGAGCUGCUUAUCACUGGUUAUCAUCCUGCAACCACAGUCACAGUGACAGCAAACAAGUCCACCUUCCAAAAAACUAUAUCUGUUGGUCAGGGACAGACUGUGUCUGUCGUGCUCCCAACCUCUGUACAGAUGGAGGGGGCAGAUAUCUUAGAUAAGGCAGUGUUUAUCCAAGCGGAUAAAGACAUCUCCGUCUUCUCUUUCAACCACAGGGACUCCACCAGUGGGGCUACCAUAGUGCACCCAGUCCAACAGCUGGGCACACUGUAUUAUGUGGUAACCCCACUAGGUACACAGUCCAACAGUUUCAAGGAAUUCACGGUUGUAACUCAUCAAGCUCCCGCUAAAGUUGAUAUUCACUUGAAAGGGGCUGUGGUGUUCAGAGGGAAGGUUUAUCCCGCAGGAAGCAAGCUCGUUGCCAAUCUCCAGGCCUUCCAAGCAAUUGAGUUGCAAAGUGCAGUUGACCUAUCUGGGACCAGGAUUGAAUCCACAGAACCCGUGGCGGUCUUGAGCGGGCACAGCUGUGCAUCCAAAAACACAGCCUGCGAUCAUGUUGUCGAGCAGCUACUGCCAGUUUCGAGGUGGGGUACUAUGUACAUUGUCCCUCCGAUGUUCUUUCAGUACAGAUUUGACAUUGCCUACGUCAUUGCUUCCCAAAACACUCGCAUCAAAUAUUGUUCAGGGUCCACACAAGGUUCCCGUGACGUGAUUGCCGGGCAAGUUAUUCAGUUGGAAGUAGUCGCCUCUCGGCCACUUUACAUCUCUGCCGAUGUCGGAAUCCAGGUCCUGUUCUUCUUCACUGGUGCCCCCGUAGGAAGUAGAGUCUAUGAUCCAUUCUUAAUCAAUAUUCCCGCCGUAACAAGCUACUGCAGGUUGUAUCACAUAGAUAGGAUAAGAGGCUUUGAAAAUUAUGCCAUCAUCAUAGCCAAAACCUCAGAAUCCAAUGGGAUCACAUUAGAUAAGAGAGCCAUUGGAAACAUCCAGUGGAAGACGAUCCCCGGCACAGAAUAUUCUUGGGCUCAACCCAGGCUGGGCACUGAAGUAGCAGCCUCAUUCCUAGAGCACCCCAGCACUCCUUUUGGGCUCCUCAUUGUUGGAGGUUCAAACUAUGAUGGCUAUGGCUCCGUGGCCCUUUGUGCCUGUGGCAAACCAGCACCUACCUGCAGUUCAAUCCAAUGCAGAAGAAAGGAGAAGUGUGAAAUUGUCAAUGGAGAGCCCACCUGUUUGCCAGAGUCUGAAUCUACCUGCUGGGCACAGGGAGACCCUCACUAUCACACCUUUGAUGGGAAGAACUUUGACUUCAUGGGCACCUGUACCUACACUAUUGCCAAGACUUGCGGGUCAGACACAUCUCUUCCUUCCUUCAGCAUCGAGGCCAAGAAUGAGAACAGAGGCAAUACUCGCGUUUCCUAUGUUGGUUCUGUGACCGUUGAGAUCUACAACAGCACCAUUUCGGUCACCAGAAAUGAAAUUGGAUUUGUGAGGGUGAAUAACCAGCGUUCCCGGCUGCCCGUUUCCUUGCAUGAUGGGAAACUGCGCAUCUAUCAGAGUGGGAACUCUGUUGUUAUUGAGACAGAGUUCUCCUUGAGGGUCUCUUAUGACUGGAACAGCUACCUGGUGGUGAAGAUCUCCAGCAGCUUUUAUGAGAACCUAUGUGGCCUGUGUGGCAACUACAAUGGAAAUUCAGCCGAUGAUUUCCAAACUCCUAAUGGGACUUUGACUCCAACCCCUGUUGAGUUUGGGAAAAGCUGGAAGGUAGAAGACGGCGACAGGUUCUGCUGGGAUGACUGCCAUGGGGAAUGCAAAAGUUGCCCACCAGAAACAGCCAACAAGUACAAAGCUGAGCCGUUCUGUGGCUGGAUCAGUAAAGGAACAGGGGGCCCCUUCAGCCAGUGCCACUCUGUUGUUGACCCCGACAUCUUCCUGCAGAACUGUGUCUAUGACCUUUGCUUGAAUGAUGGCUUCAAGGAUGUUCUAUGCGAAGCACUGAAGAACUACGCAGACACCUGCCAAAAAGCAGGAGUGGCCAUCUCUGACUGGAGGACACCCACUGGUUGCUCGUUGCCCUGCCCUGAAAACAGCCAAUAUAAAGCUUGUGGAUCGGCAUGUCCUGCCACUUGCAACGAUCAAGCUGCUCCCGCCAACUGCUCCUCGUUGCCUUGUGUGGAGACCUGCCAGUGCAAUGAAGGGUUUGUGCUGGAUGCUGGGAAAUGCAUCCCCCUGUCUGCGUGCGGGUGUGCUUUCGAGGGGAAGCUCUUUGCCCCUAAUGAGCAGUUCUGGGGAGAUGACACCUGCACACGACGUUGUGUCUGUGACCCACAGUCCAAGCAAGUGACCUGCCAGGCAUCCAGCUGCCGAAGCGGAGAGCAAUGCCGGGUGGAAAACGGCAUCCAGAACUGCUACCCUACAAGUUAUGCUACCUGCUCUGCUUCAGGGGACCCCCACUACAUCAGCUUUGAUGGCCUAAGGUUUGACUUCCAGGGCACCUGUGUGUAUCAGUUCACUGGGCUUUGUGGGAGCAGGCAGGACCUGGUGGAUUUCCAGGUGCUCGUCCAAAAUGAGCAUCGAGGUAGCCAAUCGGUGUCCUUCACCCGAGCUGUGGAGAUCAAUGUCUACGACACAGUAAUAGUGAUCACCAGAGAAAACCCUGCCAAAGUCAUGGUGAAUGGCUUGCUGACCAACCUGCCUUACAGCACAGAAAACAACAAAAUCUCCCUGUACAGAAGAGGGCAAGAUGCCAUAGUCCAGACCGACUUCCAGAUGACUGUCACCUUUGACUGGCAAAGCCGGGUCACUGUAACCGUGCCCAGCACCUAUGCUGGAGCCCUUUGCGGCCUCUGUGGGAACUUCAAUGGCAACAAACAGGACGAAAUGACCAUGAAAGAUGGCCGCUUGGCCCCAACCCCAACUGCAUUUGGCCAGAGCUGGAUGUUGCGAGAGAUACCGGGCUGCACAGAGGUAGAACCAGGAGAGUGCUCUAAUCUACCAGCCAUUGAGAGGCAGCAACGGACACUCAGCAAGGAGUGUGGCCUCAUACUAGCUAUGAAUGGCCCAUUCAGGGAGUGUCACAGCAAAGUUGACCCAGAAGGGUAUUUCCAAAACUGUGUGUAUGAUUACUGCUUCUUCGAAGGCCAGCAAGCCAUCAUCUGCCAAGACAUUGCCAGUUAUGCGGCAGCCUGCCAAGCGGCUGGGGUGACCAUCCAAGCCUGGAGAUCUGAGACCUUCUGCAGUCUUCCUUGUGCUCAAAACAGUCACUACGAGCUCUGUGCCAGAGGAUGUCCCCAGACAUGUGGAAACUUCUACGUCUCAGCCCUUUGUCUAGUGAAGUGCCAGGAAGGCUGUGUGUGUGAUGAAAACUUUGUGCUGAGUGGUGACCGGUGUGUCCCCAUAUCGCAGUGCGGCUGCCGCCAUGGAGGCCAUUACUACUUGGCAGGAGAGACUUUCUACCCAACAUGCCAGGAACGUUGUGUGUGCCGAACUGGUGGGACGGUGCAAUGUCAAGCCUUCUCCUGUGGACCUUAUGAGGAAUGCAGGUUGUCAGAUGGCAUCCGGAAGUGCCACCCUAUUGGCAGUGCCACCUGCUCCGCUUCUGGUGACCCCCACUAUGUCUCCUUCGAUGGAUUCCGUUUCGAUUUCCAGGGCACCUGCACGUAUACCCUUGUGAGGGCCACCAAAGUCAGUUCCACACUAAUACCCUUUACUAUAAAUGUGGAGAACAUCGCCUGGGGGAACGGGAGGGUUUCGGUGACCAAAAUGGUCUCUGUUGAAGUCUAUAACAUCACACUCACAUUACUUCAGAACAAGAAAGGACAAGUGCAGGUGAAUGGUGUGUUCCAGCCUCUUCCAGUGACCCUUUCUGGUGGACAACUCAGAGCCUAUCAGCAUGGCACUAAAGUUGUGAUCCAAACUGACCUUGCUUUCCUCAUGAGCUAUGACCUGGUUUAUGAUGUCAGAGUCACAGUUCCUGGGAGUUACCAGGGCCAAUUGGGUGGCCUCUGCGGGAACUACAAUGGACGUAAAGAGGAUGAUUUCCUGCUUCCUGAUGGCAGGGUGGUCUCUGAUGUGGCUGUAUUUGGUGCUUCCUGGAAAGUGUCCAUCCCUGGGGCAAGUGACUCCUGCUCAGAUGGAUGCUCUGGAAAUAACUGCCCAGUCUGUGAGGAGAGGAAGAAGGAUGUUUUCAAACAACGCAAUUACUGUGGCCUCCUCAUUGCAGUAGAUGGUCCCUUCAAAGCUUGUCAUGACAAAGUAAACCCUGAUGUCUAUUUCACUAAUUGCAUCUAUGAUCUUUGCCUGGGUAAUGGAGAUGGCCAUAUCUUAUGCAAGAGUAUUGAGAGUUAUGUAUCUGCUUGCCAAGAAGCUGGGGUCUCUGUUCAGCCCUGGAGGAAUCCAUCCUUCUGCCCUAUGAGCUGCCCAGUCAACAGUCACUACAAGAUCUGUGCUAACCUCUGUGCCACCACUUGCGCCAAGAUCACAGACCCUAGUUCAUGUCCAGAAACCUGUGCUGAGGGCUGCCAAUGUGACAACGGUUUCUUCUUUGAUGGCCUCAAUUGUGUUACUGCAGAACAUUGUGGAUGUUUCAGGAAUGGACGCUAUUACAGGCCUAAUGAAAAAGUUCUGCUGAAUGAGUGCCAGCAAAGCUGUACCUGCCUUCCCGGCAAGGGGGUGAUCUGUGAGGCCCACAGCUGCAGCACCGAUGAGAAAUGUGAGAUCCGGGAUGGAGUCAUGGGUUGCAUUAAUAAAGAUCCUUGUAAGGCCUUAAAAUGUCGACCCAAGGAAACAUGCAAAGUGGAGAAUGGCCAAGCCACGUGCGUCCCUGACUUCACAGCAAGUUGCUGGGGCUGGGGAGACCCUCACUACCACACCUUUGAUGGGCUGGCCUUUGACUUUCAGGGCACCUGCACUUAUACCAUUGCCAAGUACUGUGGAAAUGACUCUACCCUGGUACCCUUCUCCAUAGAUGAAAAGAAUGACAACAGGGGAAACCAGGCAGUGUCCUAUGUGCGACUGGUCAACAUCUAUAUCUACGGCUACAAGAUCUCCAUCUACAAGCAGGAGACUGGGAGAGUCCGGUUGAAUGAUGAAAUUACCAGCCUGCCAGUGACUCUUGAAAACGGCAUGAUCAGGAUUUAUUCGACCGGCCUCAAAGCUGUCUUGCAAACCGAUUUCGGCCUCCAAGUGACCUAUGAUUGGAACUGGCAUCUAAUCCUCAUUAUCCCCAGCAGCUAUUAUGGCUCCAUGUGUGGGCUGUGUGGAAACUUCAAUCAAAAUCCAGCUGAUGACAUGACCUAUCUCAAUGGCACCACAGCCUCCUCCAUCGUAAGCUGGGCGAGCAGCUGGAAAGUCCGUGACAGGGAUCCCUUCUGCUGGGAUUUCUGCCGAGGGAAUUGCCCAACAUGUGAUGAUAGCAAGAGACAGCUGUAUGGAGGUCAACGGUUCUGUGGGGUAAUCAGCCAAACCACUGGAGGACCCUUUAGAGACUGUCACACCAGAGUGAACCCAGAUGACUUCUUUGAUAGUUGCAUUUAUGAUGUGUGCCUAAAUGGGGGAGCCCAAAACAUCCUCUGCCAGGCACUGGAAGCCUAUGCUACUACCUGUAGGAAGGCAAACGCUACUGUGUAUGACUGGAGGACACCUUCUGGAUGUGCCUUGCCCUGCCUGGAAAACAGCCACUACGAAGCCUGUGGAAAUGCCUGUCCAGCCAGCUGUUCGGACCGCACUGCCCCCUCCUCCUGCAAACAGCCAUGCUUAGAGACCUGCCAGUGCGACGAUGGCUUUGUUCUCAGUGUUGACAAGUGUGUACCCAUUGGGAGCUGUGGCUGUACAUACAAUGGAUACUACUACAAGCCCGGGGAGGAAUUCUGGGCUGAUGAGAACUGCGGCUCUCGCUGCAGGUGUGAUCCCAGCCUGGGCAUUGCAGUGUGCAGUCCGGCUGCUUGCAAAGCCAACGAAAGGUGCACCGUGGUCAACGGGGUCCGGGGCUGUAAUCCCAUCAGCUUUGCUACCUGUACGGCAUCCGGAGACCCUCACUAUACCACUUUUGAUGGAAAGAGAUAUGAUUUCAUGGGCACCUGCAUUUACCAGCUGGUUGGACUGUGCUCCAGUGACCCGACCCUCACACCUUUCAACAUCACUGUGCAGAACAACAACCGAGGCAACACAAAAGUGUCAUACACCAAAGUGGUGACAUUGGAGGUCUACGAUAUAACCAUUGUGCUGAGCCAGGAGUAUCCACGUCGAAUCCAGGUCAAUGGAGUCUUUGUGAACCUGCCUUUCUACGUGGAAGACAAGAUAAAGGCUUACAUCAGUGGGGCUCAGGGCUUCAUCAAGACCAAUUUUGACCUGACGGUCAUCUUUGACUGGAACAGCUACACCAAGGUCAUCAUCCCCAGCACCUAUGCCAAUGCCAGCUGUGGCCUCUGUGGCAACAACAACCUGAAUCCCAACGAUGACUUGACCAUGAAGAAUGGGGGCCAAGCAACCAGCGUUUCCCAGUUUGCAGAAAGCUGGAAAGUGGCUGAAGUCCCCGGUUGCUCAGGGGGAUGCACCAGGAGUGAUUGCCCGGCAUGCGAGGAGGCACAGAAACAGACUUAUAAGGGUGACCGCUACUGUGGGAUCCUCAUCAAAAAUGAUGGGCCAUUCAGGCAAUGCCAUGGAACCAUAGAUCCAAUGCCUCACUUUAACGAUUGUGUGUUUGACACCUGCCAGUACCAUGGCCAACAUGACACUCUAUGCAAUGCCAUCAGUACCUAUGUGGCAGCCUGCCAGGCCAUGGGCAUCCAGAUUGACCCAUGGAGAUCAGACUCCUUCUGCCGUCCCAGAUGCUCACGUGACUCUCAUUACGAACUCUGUGGAAAUGGCUGCCCUGCUACCUGCCUUGGUCUUUCGGCUCCAGAGGGCUGUGAAGCAUCUUGCAAAGAAGGAUGCUAUUGCGAUGCCGGGUUUGUGCUGAGUGCAGACCAAUGUGUUCCUAUUGGGAACUGUGGCUGUGUGCACCAAGGCAAAUACUACAAGAAGGAAGAGGAGUUCUACCCCACCGCCUCCUGUGAGGUGCAAUGCCGCUGUACGAGCAAUGGAGUUGUCGAAUGCCGAAACGUCUCCUGUGGGGCCCACGAAACAUGUAGGGUGGAGAAUGGCAUCCAAGGCUGUCAUCCCGUGGGUUGUGGCCAAUGCAGUUUGACUGGAGGCUCUCACUACUUGACUUUUGACGCGCGAGCCUAUGACUACCAAGGUGCUUGUGCCUACACUUUAGCUGAAUUCCGCAUAAAGGAUUCUCAGCUGGCUAACUUCUCCGUCUCGGUGGAAAACGAACGUUCUGAUGAUGGACGUAUCUCCUUGACGAAGAUGGUUGUGGUGUCGUUUCACGGGUACACUGUUGUACUUGAGAGGGGGGGAAAGUGGCAAGCCAAGGUAAAUGGAGAGAUCUACACCCUACCAUUGAGUAAAGACGAUGGGAAACUCAAGAUCAAUCAAGAAGGGAACAACAUCGUCGUCCAUUCCGACUUCAGCCUCAAAGUCCUUUACGAUACCUCCUUUUACGUCUUAAUUUCUGUGCCCAGCAACUACCGAGGAUAUGUGAAAGGCCUGUGUGGCAACUUCAACAGGGACAGGACCGACGACUUCCGUCUGCCCAGUGGAAAAAGCACUCAGAACGUGGAGGAGUUCGGGGCCUCUUGGAAGAUCCCUGUUGAUGGUGUCGAUUGUUCAGACAGCUGUGGCGAGAAAUGCCCUGUCUGUGAUGCAACCAAGACAGCGCCGUUCCGACCGGAGAAUUCCUGUGGAAUGAUCCAAGCCGCAUCAGGCCCCUUCCGAGCGUGUCACUCACUGGUGGCCCCAGAUGAAUAUUUCAACCGGUGUUUGUAUGACAUGUGUGCAGCCAAUGGUUCAGGGCAGACCCUCUGUCAAAGCCUUCAGGCAUAUGCAGCUGCGUGUCAAACAGCUGGGGCUACACUUGGAGCCUGGAGAACAAACACCUUCUGCCCUCUCUCCUGCCCACCCAACAGCCACUACGAACUGUGUACCAGGACCUGUGAUUUCACCUGUACCAGCUUGUUCACUCCAGUACAGUGUGCAAAGAGAUGCUUUGAGGGCUGUCAGUGUGAAAGUGGUUAUCUCUUCAGCGGCGAUGCAUGCGUGGCAAUAGAGAACUGUGGCUGUGUGCAUGAUGGGCGGUACAUCAAGGCAAGCAUUCUACUCCUGGCUGCAUCCCAUGGGUUUGCAACACAGGCUACCAUCCAUAACUAA
Molecule: messenger RNA, 8532 nt
Organism: Heteronotia binoei (common prickly gecko)
Lineage: Eukaryota; Metazoa; Chordata; Lepidosauria; Squamata; Gekkonidae
Product: IgGFc-binding protein-like
Exons: 20
Coding region: 1-8532 (2843 amino acids)
Molecular function (GO): protein binding
Source: RefSeq, a predicted model, not a curated record